CAGCGUUCGGACGUGUCAUCAUGUGCUCCCUUGUAGGGGAGGUUUCAGCGGCCCGUGUGGGCCGCGGUAUCAGGUGUACUGAAAAGCCGGCUGAAGAUUACCAGGUUGUUCUGCCUCAUCUGCCCACAGGUGCGUCUGUUUUAAACACGGUGUUUUUGCAUGGUGAUGUAAAAGCCAGGCCAUAUCGAGUCGAGCAUGUCCGAGACAGCCUUGCGCGUCUCUCAUUGCUGCCGGAAGUGGUUGCCCUCGGGGCAUACCAAAUGAAUCACCUGUGGGCAGUGACGUUUAAGGAUGAGGAAGGCAAGAAGAAGAUAUUAGCGGCAGAUGCGUUCAACGUUAAAGAUCACCGCUGCAUGGUCAUCGACCCACGCGAUCAAGGUGUCCGACUGAAGCUUUACUGGCUGCUUCAUGGCGUACCGGACGAUGACGUGCGAGUGGCUUUGGCGCCGUUUGGAAAAGUUACGGAAAUCAGCAGAGACAAGUGGAAGGUCAAGGGAUGCAUCGACAAAGGAUCAACAACCCGCUCGGUGACGCUGAAAUUAAAGGUGGGCGUUACAGUGGAUGACCUUCCUCACCAGCUGCGUGUUGCCGAAGACAUGGCGCUCGUCUUCGUUCCUGGCAGAGCGCCGCUCUGCCUCCGAUGCCGUGGCACCGGACACAUCCGACGAGAGUGCCGCGUUCCACGAUGUGGGAUCUGUCGGCGCUUCGGCCACGAUGACUCCCAGUGCGUGCGUUCUUAUGCCAGCGUUACGGGCCCACUCCGUAGCGACGUUGUGUCAGAACACCUGAUGGACGCCGCCGAUGCCGAAGAAGCUAGCAGGGAAUACAACGACGGCGCGAAGACUGCUGCAACGCCCCCUGAAGCUUCUUCAGGAGCUGUUCAGGAAGCGAAUGGUGGUGCCGAGCCCUCGGCUGCAGCAUCGGAAACGAUGCCAGAGACUACAACAGAUGACGCGGAAUCGAAGGCCGCAAACACGUCAUUGUCAGUAGCGCAAGACGCCGACCAGGAGGUAACGGACGCCGAGAUGCUCACGACCGGAAGCGUCGCUGCAAAGCGGCCUUACGAAGACUCCGACAACAUAGGGAAAGCGAGUGCGUCCGGCACCGGCGAGCCUCCAACGAAGGCGUCGACUGGGCGGCGGUCUUCGGUUCAACCGAAGCCAAAGUUGCCGCCUGACCGUAGGGUGAACCCUACAACGCCUCCGCACUAGCGGAGGUGACGUUCCAGACGACUUCAACGAGGAUGCCAAGAAACCCACUGUUGCGAUGUGAGUAGGACGCCUGGCCAAGCAACCUCCAUGAAAUGGCGACUAACUUUCAAUCUAGCCUUCGCGUUGCGACAUUGAAUGUGAGAGGACUGUGUUCGCGCAGGAGGCAAUGUCAGAUUAGUCGCACUCUUUUGGAAAAUGACGUUGACCUUCUGGCUGUACAAGAAACAAAAAUUGAAAGUGAGGAGCAAACAGAACAAAUGGUUCAAAUUUUUCGCUCUAGAUACAAUAUAUGUGUUUGCCACGCUGUUGGACGGUCAGGAGGCUGCGUCAUUUUUAUUCGCAAUAGCAUCGCGGUUGUUGAAAAAGUGUCCGCCUGCGAUAGUGGGAGACUGGUUGCAUGUGAUUUUGUUUUUUCUGGAUUACAGUGGCGUGCUGUGUGCAUUUACGCACCAAACAAAAUGCAUGAACGUGAAACUUUUUUCAGGUAUGCUGAAGGGUUUUUGAAAACAGAACGAAAUAUUGUGGUUCUAGGGGACUUUAAUUGCGUCUGUAGAGCUGAGGACAAAACAACGGGUCUCAAUGUGCGCGAUAGAAGCGCUGAGCUUUUGAGUGCAAUUGUGAUUGAGAGAGAGCUUGAGGACAUUGGUUAUGUCAUGACACGAGAUGGCCAAGCACGAUAUACACAUUUUCAAGGUGACUCCCAUGCGAGGCUAGAUAGAAUAUACAUACCGGCGAAGUUUGUACCACUAUGCUCCUCUUAUGAAACACAACACCUUAGUUUUAGUGACCAUUGUUUGGUAACGGUUACCAUUGGCGAAAAACGAAAGGUUGUGAAGUUUAACUGGUUCCUAUGGAAGUUUAAUGAGAAACUGCUGCAAGAUGAAGUAUUUGUCACAAGAGCCAAAGCAUGCCUUUCAAAUGCCCUUCAUACUGAAACUAACAGCUUCAUAGCAGUGUGGGAACAGUUUAAAUGUGAUAU
Molecule: messenger RNA, 2190 nt
Organism: Dermacentor silvarum
Lineage: Eukaryota; Metazoa; Arthropoda; Arachnida; Ixodida; Ixodidae
Exons: 1
Coding region: 21-1211 (396 amino acids)
Molecular function (GO): nucleic acid binding; zinc ion binding
Source: RefSeq, a predicted model, not a curated record